Messenger RNA from Anopheles bellator, 2000 nucleotides. RefSeq names its product NEDD4 family-interacting protein 1 (gene Ndfip). The coding region runs from base 411 to 1079 and encodes 222 amino acids. The transcript is spliced from 2 exons. Gene Ontology annotation, molecular function: WW domain binding. Lineage: Eukaryota; Metazoa; Arthropoda; Insecta; Diptera; Culicidae. The record is from RefSeq and is a predicted model, not a curated record. Gene Ontology annotation, cellular component: endoplasmic reticulum; perinuclear region of cytoplasm; Golgi apparatus. Gene Ontology annotation, biological process: metal ion transport; ubiquitin-dependent protein catabolic process; positive regulation of protein ubiquitination.
AACAAUUUAUAUUUGCUUUUGUGCUACCCAAAUCGUAGCCCGCAUUCGGAUGGUAUUCCCGUACGGAAGGAAGUUAUCGCUAAAUAAAUAACGCAAUCCGGCUGCGCUUUCGCUGUUCGCACUCACUGUUUGCAAGUCCGUAAAACUUUUUGGCUGCUGAUUGUCGGACUGCAGACGGGAGCGAUUAUUUAAUACACGUACUGUGCUAUGUUGGAGAAGAAGCAGGCGACGGCGAAAACAGCAACGCAGCGCUAGGGUGGCCAUUGCGCCUCCAGGCCAAAGCAGUGACGACAAAAUUGUUCAGCACUGCGAUAGGGCAGUGUGCUACUUACGACCCACGGCAGGGCCAAUAACGCGGACGGAUUUAGAGAGGUCAUCCGAAACGUGAACUGACUCGAAAAGCGGAAACGAUGCCACCAACAAACAAUCGGCCGGAUGAUUUGCCGCCUCCGAAGGCGGACUUUAGUGCGCCUCCGCCGUACGAGGCGCACGAUUCGCAGCGCGAUGAGUACGGACAGCAGACGGGUGUUCCGGUGCCGGAGCUCACGACCAAGCUGCCGACGUACGAGGAGGUACAGAUGGAGAAGAUGAUUAACCACGAGCUCCCGUUGCCACCGUUGCCGCCACCGAUGCCGCCGCCACCGCCGAGCAUCACCUCGAUGGGCCGUGGCCCGGUCGUGCCGGGUGGGCCGCAGGUUACGUUCAUCGCAAUCGAUGCGGACGGCGAGAACAUUAGCGCCGACAACAGUCUGCUCGGGACCGACAUCGUGUUUGUGACCGCGUUUCUCAUCGCGUUCCUCUUCAACUGGAUCGGCUUCCUGGUGCUGACCUGUUUCUGCCACACCAUCGCCGCCCGCUACGGGGCCCUGUCCGGGUUCGGGCUGUCGCUCGCCAAGUGGACGCUGAUCGUGAAGCACUCGACCGAUUUUGCAUCCCACGAAAACUCCUGGCUGUGGUGGCUGAUCAUGGCGUUCGGGUUUCUGAUCUGCGUCCGAGCGCUGGUACAGUACAUCAGCAUCAAGCGCACCUGGCGUCUGCUGUCCACGUCCGCCCAGGAGCGGUUGCUGUUUUUCUACUAAGCGAACCACAUCACGAACGCGCGCACCGGAAGGAGAGCUUUUUGCUGUGCUGUGUCACCUCUCGAUGUUCCCCACAGUAUGUUUCCGCCCGCAAGUACGAUCCGUUUGUGCACGUUCAACCGAUCUCGUUCUCUGCUACGAUUUGGUAGGAUGGCGUUUUACUUUGUCUUUCGCGGCCUAGACAUCAUCAGCAGUGAUUCGAACCCCACAGAUUUAUGCACACCGACAGUCGGCCGUAUGCGUUCAGGUCCCCAUUGAGUAGCAUUUUCCGUUUCUAGGGCCGCAUGAUGGCGAUUGCUUUUGUUACCUUACGAACCGCACGGAUGUGUGCUGCGUGUACUUGUUGUCGUAUGCAUGUCCCCUUUUAUGAACCUAAUACAUUCACAUACCACAUCCGAAGUCACCGAAACGGGACUCGGAUUCGAGAGUUUUGGUAGGAAUUUGAUGUGUAAACACGAAAGCCACGUAUUUUAGGGUGCCCUGGCGCAAAUGAAUUGAAGAAUGAAUUGACGUGAAUUAACUGCUACAUGAAACCAUCACACGAAACCGUGCGGUGCGCACCAAGAAGUUAACGGGCACGGGUUUUGAUGGGUGUGUCUCGCAUUGUUGUACUUUGUAAAUAGUUUGUAACACAACGAGCGAAGCAGCAGAAGCUUCGCAGUGGGUAGGGCUAGGGUUACACGGCAGGACUGGUAUGAUAGGACGAUAGAGAGAUAGGAAGCGAGAGGAAGUCGGACGUAUGAUGGAAAGUUAUCACUAGCAGCAGCAUACAACAUACUAAUGCUGCAUCGUAAGCAUAGAAGAUGAACUCACUAUAGAUUACUAUAAAAACGAACCCUCAGCAAAAGUUUAUCUUACUAUUUGUGAACACUCUUAAAAAGCAAACAAAAAAAGUAUCAAAAUAUAGUCUAUAUGACCAAA